This is a messenger RNA of Angiostrongylus costaricensis, 1551 nucleotides long. The record is from the annotation of a GenBank genome assembly. NCBI's taxonomy places the organism in Eukaryota, Metazoa, Nematoda, Chromadorea, Rhabditida, Metastrongylidae.
AUGGUGAAGUCAGAAGUAUCAGAAUUACAAUACGCACCUCCGAAGGUAACUCAUCGACGCAUCACAGAGAUAGAUUCCUGGUUGGUAUGGAAGAACUGUCUUCUCGCAAGGCUACGUCGAGCAUUGGCAGUUAGUCAUCUUCCUUUCAUAACAUGGGAAGUUCUCGGUCAAGAUGUGAAGUGGAGUUGUCAAAGAGUUGGCGUUAGUGGGAUUGUCAAACUACGUAGUGACCGAGAUGAUUUUUCGAGCUAUCUAAUGCGGUUAAUGCGAUAUCUAGAGCAGUUCCCCUUUCCAUCUGGGUCAGCUAAUAUUAUAACGUAUAAAGACAAUCAAGAAGUGAAUGUGUUCAGAACUGUCUGCUCUCAUCUGACACGUGAGCAGCCGAUACUAACAAAUGCUCAAGCUUCUGCUCUACUUCACGUCGUUUCUUUGUCUAACGCCGUUCUUAGGUCCGAUUUACCUCAUCAAAGAUAUGGUUGGCCCGUUCAUAUUGAAACCGAGUUUACCGAGAAUCCUCCGCGUAGUCGAAUUGUGCCACGGCAGUCGUCUUCUGGUAAUUCUACCACAUCGACCACCGAUUCCACACCGUCGUUCACCGAAAGCCUAGAGCGCUUUUCUUUUAACGGAGAGGAUAAACUUUCCCAGAAGACUAGAACUGGCUUACAACCUUCUCAAGUGAAUACUUCGAGACAUGUUGAAUCGUUGGUUUCGUUGGGUACCAUUGCACAGCCAAGUCGACUGGGACAUGAACGGCGGAAUGUGUUUAUUCUAGGAGGUGUGCCUAAAUAUAACGAAAUACUCAAUCUUCCUGGUCUAAAGGAAAGCCCGGAAUUAUUGCAAAGACUUAACGAAAUGUGUUUGAAACUACAACCAAACAGUGACUUGAUAAGCCAGGUCUCUUCAGAAUUCAUAAGGUUACCCGAAUUUAAUCAAUUGGUUUUUGCUGAUCAUCAAUGUGGUAUCUCUCAUUUGUCCAGAAUGUCGUCUCAUACUAGUUCCUUAACAUUAGCUACAAAUUCUUUUAGCGAAGAGCUUUUGCCACGGCCACCAGAUCACAUACUAGAAGCUCUGUCGCUUCUACUACUCUCUUUACCUUCUCCUCGUCGUCGUAGACUUCAUUUCCUAAUUCGGUUCAUGAAUAAAAUCUCUGCAAAUCAUUGUCUACAGCUGGACGACGUGCACUCUAAUCGUUAUGUAGCUUUGAAAGGUCUCUCAGGAAGUAUAAUAUCCACCCAGGGAGCCUCUCCAUUGUUAACUUCACAAUGUUCACAUCUUGUUUCUCUACUGCUUGAUUACGAGAAGGAAGUCUUUAGUGUUCCAAAAGGUUUGAUCUUAGAAGUGGAUGCCACGAUUCGAGAACGGCAACGUGAUAAGGUAACCCCAAUAGGGCAAAGCCCGGAAUUGCGAUCGGAAAUGGCAGAUUAUGUACAGUUUUGUGAGCCUGCCAAGGGAAGUGAAUACGAGGAACAAAAUCUAAAUCUUGUUGACAAUCUUCUGGAACUUCUUGACCAAAUAUGCAUUGACGAAAAUCUGACGGUACAAGUGAGAUGA